Molecule: messenger RNA, 2593 nt
Organism: Neoarius graeffei (lesser salmon catfish)
Lineage: Eukaryota; Metazoa; Chordata; Actinopteri; Siluriformes; Ariidae
Gene: sgo1
Product: shugoshin 1
Exons: 10
Coding region: 382-2430 (682 amino acids)
Biological process (GO): meiotic chromosome segregation
Cellular component (GO): chromosome, centromeric region; nucleus
Source: RefSeq, a predicted model, not a curated record
GAGUGUGAAUGGUUGUCUGUGUCUAUGUGUCAGCCCUGUGAUGACCUGGCGACUUGUCCAGGGUGAACCCCGCCUUUCGCCCGUAGUCAGCUGGGAUAGGCUCCAGCUCGCCUGCGACCCUGUAGAACAGGAUAAAGCGGCUACAGAUAAUGAGAUGAGUUGUCGCAAAUGCGAUGCUUUUUUUGUUGUUGGAGACGCAGGUGACUCGUGCAAAAACAUAUCGAUGUGUGUGAUUUCAGAGGACAGAUGUGUUCAUAUUACAGUUGGAUCCAGAUCAGUUGUAAUUAUGAACAUGAGCCAUCAAGAUGGGAAAAUCUGAUCUGAGCAAAAAAAUCAGACGUGAACAGUGAGGUUUUUGAUGGGAAUGUAGCCAAAAUUGACAUGAUGGACCAAAUUACAUGUGUAUGUGUGUGUUCGUUCCACCCAGCUCAGCGAGCCAUGGUACGUGAGCGGGUUGUCCAGAAGAAGUCGUUCCAGCAGAGUCUGGAUGACAUUAAGGAGAAGAUGAAGGAGAAGCGGAACAAGCGUCUGGCGAACGCAUGUGCUGCAAGUCGAGGACUUUCCAAACUGAAGAACACAGUGUCGGUGAAGCCGUUUGUGCUGAAGAGCGUGCAGGUGAAUAACAAGGCGCUGGCCCUGGCUCUGCAGGCAGAGAGGGAGAAGGUACGGCAAGCGCAGGGGAUCAUUCUGCAGUUGAAGAGAGAACGACAGGCUCUCAUCUUCCACCUGCUGAUGAUGAAGAGGGCUCUGAGUGAAGGGGGCGUGGCCAGAAGUGCACAGACGCCCUGUACACAGGAGCCGGAGUUGGUCCUCGUUCAGUCGACCAGCCCCAGGGGCGUGGCACAGGCUGAAGAUGUCACUCAGGAAGAGGAGCUCCGCCCCCUCGAGUCUCUCACACAGCAGGAUGAAGACGGAGCUUUCGGAGGCUGCAGUACCAGCGAGGCCUCUCUCCCUCCCUCUGUCGGAAUGCGGCGUCGGCGAGAUGGACGGAAGCGCUCUGAGCGGAGGCGGAGCUCGCUGUUUAAACCCGCCUCUGUGGGUGUUUGUGUAACAGAAGAGGUGGAGCCUCAGAUCUCUGAUGUGGCUGAAGAUCCUGAGCUCCACCUGGAUCUGGGUGUUACCGAACACGUUAGUGCUGUCCCGGACGUUGCUGAGCGUGAUGCUACCAUUGAAAACACCAUGACUCUGGGUCAAAGGUCACUCCAGACAGAUUCUGAUGAUGUGUCCAAGGCGGCACUGAGCUUGGAGCUUUCAGAGCUCGCAGCUGUGCGGCACUCGACCCCGGAGCAGCCGCAGCGCUGCGUGUCCAGACAGACGAAGAGGAAAGCGGCUCAGUCGGCAACCAAACGGGAGCGAGGCCGCAGGGUGGAGCGCGCACCACUGAAGAAACCGUGGGAGAAGCCACGUGCUCGUUCUAAGAGUCGCACGGCGGCGGGCGGUUCGGUUCCCAGCGACCGGUUAAACUCCUCACUCGGCGGCAACGACACGUUCGACUUCGACUGCGAAGAGGCCGUCCACAUCACGCCUUUCCGAGGAGGAGGGAGAGCCACAGGAGCCCCACCCUCUCCUAUUGCCAUGCUGUCCCCUGUUGCUCCGCCCCCUCCUGCUCCAGCAGACAAGGACCCCAGCUCUUCAGAAGCAGAGCAGGACGCAGACGACAGCCCAUACGUUCCAGACAGGAAGUUCAGACGGACUCGUGAUCCUCCCCCACGCCGCGCUCGCUCCAAGAGGAGGUCAGUUCAGACCAGAGGGAAGGAGAACGCUGCCCCAACGCAGAAUCACAUGGUUCCAGAGUUCUCUGGAAAUGUUAAAACGCGUGUGGGGGCUGCAGACAUCACUCUGUCGAGCCACACAGGACGACAUCUCCCACAAUCCCCUGCUGCACACCUGCACUUCCCAGAGUCUCUGAUAUCGCCGCCUGCAGAGAAGUGCAACCAGUCAACUCCACGCCAGCAGUGUGCUGAAGCUGCUGUGUCUGGAAAGAAAACGUCAUUUCCUCCAACCAACAUUCCUGCUGCAGAGGCGGGGCUAAUGAUGAUUGACAGUCCUUUAUUUGAAUUCACAAACUGCCAGAACCAAUCAUCAGAGCAGGAGAACAUCAUUACUGCAGUGAUGGACAAGUCGAGGAGAAGAAAAGGUGGUCUCGUUGUUCGCUCCUGUCUGGACUUGGCUUUGAGUGAUGUGACAAAUCUCUCCCCCGCAGCCUAUCGGAUGCCUCUGCCAAGCCGAGACUCGACCCCCAACCUCAGCCGCAAGAGACGCUGCACGAGUGUUGUCAGCUACAAGGAGCCAUCACUCAGCUCGAAGCUGCGGCGUGGAGACAAGUUCACAGACACGCGUUUCUUGCGUUCACCCAUCUUCAAGCAGAAAUCUCGGCGCUCCCUUAAAACCCUGGAGAAAUACAACGAGUCGUUUGUGGGCUGUCGCUGAACAUUUUAACCUUCAUACUGUUCCGACUCACACUGCUCCUGCUUUAGGACUUUACAAUCACCUGUCUGCUGUAAAUAUGAAAUUGUGUUUUUAGCUCAUUUUAAUGAAAUACUUUGCAAAAUAAAGUUAGUUUUUUUUUUUUAAUAAAUCAAGGUCAGAAAUA